Hemibagrus wyckioides is the source of this 10761-nucleotide messenger RNA. RefSeq names its product potassium voltage-gated channel, shaker-related subfamily, member 4 (gene kcna4). The record is from RefSeq and is a predicted model, not a curated record. Gene Ontology annotation, molecular function: potassium ion binding; protein binding; delayed rectifier potassium channel activity. Gene Ontology annotation, biological process: protein homooligomerization; potassium ion transmembrane transport. Bases 1267 to 3270 code for a protein of 667 amino acids. Gene Ontology annotation, cellular component: voltage-gated potassium channel complex; membrane. The transcript has 3 exons. NCBI's taxonomy places the organism in Eukaryota, Metazoa, Chordata, Actinopteri, Siluriformes, Bagridae.
CUUUCAGCUUUGCACUAUACUAAGGUACCUAACAAGUACUCGAAGGCUAUGGCCACCAAUUAGCAUCACGCACGUUUGAUAUAAAAAAGCAGAAGUUUGGGACUGCAGCAUGAGUGUGAGGGCGCAGUGAGCCGCAGUGGCCGCUGGGGGAUGAUCGAGCUCUGUCGGCACUGGUCGUGGCCGCGCGAGGCUCCUCGGUAAUAACAGGCGCGCGCUACGGUAAACGAGCGAGAGCGAGCGGCGGCAGACGCACGGCGCGUCCACUUACUCAAUGCUAUUUCAUAUGACAUUAUUCAACUUUUCAUUCAUAUCGCUGCUUCACUGAUUUAUCCGUGCGCUCCGAGUGAGAAGCUUGCUUCAUUGGUUAAGUGCAUCUUUGCUUCUUGCGGUGCAUUUUUUUGUUUGGGUUUUUUUUUUUUUGGGCAUGGAAGAUGUGAUGUGCAGGUGAUGCGAGAUCCUGUUGAAUUGAGACACGGCGAGACGCAGCCCCAAAGUGGCAAGAUCCUGUUGGAUGCGAAUAAACUCGACUCUUGAGGAUGACAUGUUCUCUUGCUGCGUGCGUCGUGCGGGUUUUGGAUGCCCAGAGCAGGCGGGGAUUUUUGGGCAAACCUGGGAUUUACAUCCUCACCUAGCUCCGGCGUAUUGUGUUGGAGGUGGAAGCUAAGCAAAUAUUCUCCGGUCUUUUCUCAUCUGUCGCUGGCGUCAAAAUAAUUCCGUGAUUCAUUCGUAGCCAGUGGAGGGGCAGAGGACAGAACAGCACCCCACCACCAUCUCUACCUCCACCUCCACCACACACCCUCCUCCCUCAUCCCAAAGAUUGCAACCACAGAUCACUAACAGAACUCAAAGUCGCUUCUUCCUACAAGUAAAAACACCUCAGGUGGCGGUGAAAGGCGAAGACAUCAUUUACUCUUUUAAUAAUCUUAUGGAGGACUCUAAGGACCCCCUGUGGAUUUGGACACCGAUGCAACGCCAUACACAAAGGGUUCCUUAACCUUUACGCACUUGGACUCCAUGAUAUUACUGGACCUAUAUUUCAAGCUUAUGGACUCAGUUUAAUGAUUUCAGUGAAUGUUGCAUGACCAUAAAAUGAUAUUGUAAUCACCGUGCAUGUUGUGAGGAUUUUUUUUUUUUUGCCUCAGUGGACUUACAUCUUCCACAAGCCUCAUUGUGGCGUUCCAAGUGCAUUUAUGGACAUUGCUGCACUCACUUGAAGUCUUGACAAAUAACUGUAUUUAACUAUACGGUUACAAACUACACACCAAAAUGGAGUUUGCUAUGGUCGGAGCAGACAGCAGCGGGUGCAACCCUCACUUGCCGUAUGGAUAUGCCCAAGCACGCGCCAGGGAGAGAGAGCGCGAGAGAGAAAGGCAGUCACGCGCGGCGGCGGCAGCUGCAGCUGCAGCGUCCGAGGCCGGGGCGGCUGGAGAUGGAGGUAGCGGUGGCGGAGGUGGAGGCACCCACCCCUACGGUCAGCCAUAUCAGACUCGCACCGCCUCCUCUACUAAUGCCAACCAUGGAAGCGGAGGGACUGCCUCGCGCCCCUCCUCCUCCUCCACUCAGCAGGCGCAACAGCAGUACGAGCCACAGCAGCAACUUCUGAGAGAGCGCAAAAAGCAGAGAGGAGUCGCGCGCUGGAGGCGGCACCGCGCGGCUCUCGGAGGGGACCUGCGCCACUCUGAGUUGGCGCUUCUCGGAUCCGAGGAGGACGUUAUGAUAGAAGAGGACGAAGAGGCCGAGGGCGACGAAGAAGACGAAGACGGGGGAAGCAGAGCAUCGAGUUUUAUCUAUAACAUGGACGACGAAGAGACAGCGUCUCUCACGGACAGACGUCCACAGUCCGGAUACGAGAACGUUUACAGCGAGUACGGCUGCUGCGAGAGAGUGGUGAUAAACGUGUCCGGUCUGAAGUUUGAAACUCAGCUCAAGACUCUCGCCCAGUUUCCCGACACACUCUUAGGGGACCCCGCUAAGCGGAUCAGGUACUUCGACCCGCUGCGCAACGAGUACUUUUUUGACAGGAAUCGACCUAGUUUCGACGCCAUUCUGUAUUUCUAUCAGUCAGGGGGACGGUUAAAGAGACCCGUCAAUGUACCUUUCGACAUCUUUUCCGAGGAGGUCAAAUUCUAUGAACUUGGCGAAGAGGCCAUGAUGAAGUUCCGCGAGGACGAGGGUUUCGUCAAAGAGGAGGAAAAACCGUUGCCAGAGGAUGAAUUUAAGAGGCAGAUUUGGCUCUUGUUUGAGUAUCCCGAGAGCUCAAGCCCUGCCAGAGGCAUCGCCGUGGUGUCCGUUUUGGUUAUCGUCAUAUCAAUAGUUAUUUUCUGUUUGGAAACGUUACCAGAAUUCAGGGACGACAAAGAUUUCCUUAGCCCAGGUAAAAACGUGACGCAUACAGACAACGGAUUUACACCCUUCAACGACCCGUUUUUCAUUGUGGAGACCGUAUGCAUUAUCUGGUUCUCAUUUGAGAUCAUUGUGCGCUUUUUUGCUAGUCCGAGCAAAGCCUCUUUCUUCAAAAACAUCAUGAACUCUAUAGACAUUGUCUCCAUUUUGCCUUAUUUCAUAACUCUGGGCACGGACCUCGCGCAACAGCAAGGCAAUGGGCAGCAGGCCAUGAGUUUUGCCAUCCUGAGAAUAAUCCGACUAGUCAGGGUUUUCCGGAUCUUCAAGCUCUCUCGACACUCCAAAGGACUCCAAAUUCUCGGGCACACUUUGCGCGCGAGCAUGCGCGAGUUGGCGCUGCUCAUUUUCUUUCUCGUUAUUGGGGUGGUGCUCUUCUCCAGCGCUGUGUACUUCGCUGAAGCGGACGAGCCCAAGUCACAGUUCACGAGCAUCCCGGACGCUUUCUGGUGGGCCGUCGUUACCAUGACGACUGUGGGCUAUGGAGACAUGAAGCCCAUAACAGUCGGAGGGAAGAUAGUGGGCUCGCUGUGUGCCAUCGCCGGCGUCCUCACCAUCGCGCUCCCGGUGCCCGUCAUCGUUUCCAACUUUAACUACUUCUACCACCGGGAGACUGAUAAUGAUGACCAGACUCCUGCAGUUGAGUACCCGCCCCCGGGAUGCCCGUAUUUCCCGGAUUUCUUAAAAAAGUUUAAAGGAUCUCCGUCCGGAUCCUCACUGGGCGACAAAGCAGCCGAGUACAUGGAAAUGGAAGAAGGCGUCACGGAGUCACUUUGCGGCAUAGACAAGCAGAGCCCGAGUAGAGGGAAUGGCACGGACAUUGGCAGGAGAAACAGCACACAUUCAAGAAGCAUACAGACAGAUGUAUGAUUAAAAAUAUCACACUGAUGACUUUCUGUGGAGGGUUUCGUGAAGAUGAUUGCACAAUUCACUUAUCAGCACACAUGCACGCCCAAGUGCGCAAGUCGCGAGCUUGGACGCACACCCCCACACAAACGCGCGUAUUAACAGACAUGCACAAAAAGCACGCACGCACGCACGCACGCAGGCACACGUUUAAUUUCCUAUGGACCUAGGCUGAAACAUUCUUUGCAAUGUGGCUACUUUUCUAGAGAAACACACCCUGUAAUCGAAUAACAGGCAACGCAAAAAUCACCAGCUUUACGUAACAUGGGGAGGUGUGAGUUCUGGCCCAUCUACACCGUAGGCAGACUUUCCCGGUUUAGCAGAAAGGAACAAACAAGUAUUUUGCAUAGGCACUUUAUAAGUUACAUUUGUCAGAAGACGUCAAUGUUAGAACAGAGAAGAGAGCUGUUAACGUAAGGUUGUUAUGCAAUAAAGUUUAAAUCAUUUGCACUAUCAUUAAAUAUGUUCUAUUCUCAAACCAGAUUAUAAUCCAGAGAUUACCAGACACACGUCUAUGAGAGAGAGAGAGAGAGAGAGAGAGAUUUCAAUAACUGUUUAGUAACAGCUGUUAAGAAGUACAUGAGCAGACAAUAUCUCAUAUUUUAUGGAAACUCAGCAAAUUAGUUUGUCAGCAGCACGAUGCCACAAUAAACUGCCCUCUGGUACAAUUAAUUUAAACUUAAUUUAUUCACUACAUUCAAGUCAGAGGCAUUGAAAGUUUAUUUUAAGAGCGUUAAACAAAUCAGCCAUUUUUCCAUGUUAAACAUUUUUGUCACAAUUCUGGGAUCAACACCUAAGUGUAGAUGUCACCCCUUAGACAUUACUCGGCUAAAAUACCGGUACUGCAUCUCAAAAUAAUUACCAUGCACAAGGGUCUCUGACGCCAUGGCUGAGAAGGGACAGUCCUGUCAUUUGGGUCAUAGCUCUGCCACGGGAAUACGUUUUUAUUUUAGAAGGGAAUGCUUCAUGCAACUGUUUACUUUGCGUCCCUUUAACCAAAAUGACAGUGCAAUCCUUUUACAAGGACGCCUCCGGGAAUAGAAACCACAACAACAGCUCUCGUGGAAACAUGAACUGGCGCUCCGCACUUGUGCUGCGGUGGACUUUAUGCACAAAAAAAAAAAAAAAAAAAUUCACCUCUGGAUGGAAAACCGGUCUUCCUGGAGCGCGCAGGGACGACACGGUCUCACCGGAGCGCCUCAUUGUGCAAGUGUGUCUUGUCCGUCGGAAUUGAAGGCGUCGUUAAACUGAACUCCCCAUGCAAAGGACCCACGCUGACAGAGCUGUCAGAGAGAACAGAGAUCGGAGGAACCAAAUAAACCUGACCCAGAGAGACCACUGCUGGACAGUAGAGGAUAGCGAGGACACUGCUUGCUCUCCCUUCACCUGUAAGACAGGAAGUCCAUCUUCAUGCCAGGCGUCAGUCACUGUUUAAAUCCUGUCCCUGAUGAAUGCCUUAAAGACACAACUCACUACAUCUCUGCGCAAGAGGGAUACACAGUAGGAGUCUUCUCAACAAAAAACAAAACAAAACAAAAAAAGCUUGAUGGGUUUUUUUUUUUUUGACAUUUUUUUUUCACUUGUGAACAUGUGUCUUGUAUAAAAACAGAUGUGGAUAUUUUAAUAUAAUAGAGAAAUAUUUGUUUGGUUGUAAUGUGGACACUGGUUUCCAUUAGGUGGGAUUGGUAAUAGAAUCACAAUGCAAAGCAAAUCAGGCUCUGCUCUUUGUCUUAAAUGUGUAGUUUUUAAUCUCCUUCUGUUUCAACCAAAAACUGCACUCUGAAAUGGCCUGGUGUUAGCUUGAAGUUUGUCCCAAGGCCAUUCAUUAGCAGUGUAUUCAUGCAGCAAGAAAAAAGAAGAAAAAUAAACACUCCCCUUGUCAUUGAAUUCAGUAGUCAUGCCACUGCAGGCAGAGCAAGAGCUAGCAUCUUAACAGCUAUAAAUUCUUAGCAGAUGUGUAUUUUGUAUUUAAAAGUGCUGUAAGAUCCAGUCACAAACAUGCAAGUGUUUAGAGUACAUCAAUAUGUAUAAAUAUUUCUAGCACACAAUUAAUGUAAAGCAAACAAACAAGCAAGGAGCUACAAGAUCUCCUCAGGAAUGAAUGCAGUAUGUAGGUACCGGUUACAACAUGAAGGCUUUUACUGCCAGGUGUGAUGUUUGGCUUCAUGUGUAUGAGUUCAUUCUUGGAAGUGUGCCGAAUGCUCAGAUGGCAGGCUCGGCCUGCUGGUAACUGCAGUGCUGUAUACGUGCAUAAACAACAAACAUUACUUUCACGCUGUCACAAGGGAUAUCUGCAGAGGCUCAGGUUUGAAUAUUAUGAAUUAGGAGGGGUUUUAAACAUGCGGCUUGGCAACAGUUCAAUACGGAGUGCAAUAUACUGACACCGGGCCUCAUUUAUCAAGCUGGAUAUGAACUCAUUUAUUUGUAAACUGUUUCAGGAAAAUCCCGCAUUCGAACCCUACAAGAGCUCCUGAGCUUCUGUCAAAUUAUGUAUACUAAUGGACUCGCUAAUGUGAAGCUUAAUUGAUCUUCUUCAAAUUGUAUAAUUGGAGUGAAGCUAUAUUUGUGGGUUGUGCCGGCGAUUCGAAAUCGCUAGAAUUCCGCAAAAAAUUUACUCGUCAUGCUAGGAGCUAAUUCACGGCUUAUUAGCAUGGCCUGUGUCAAAUGUUGCCAACAUUUUGGCAUUAGGAAUUUUUUUUUAAUUCAGUUCUACAGGUCUACAAACCCAUGCACAUGCAGUUCGACUAAAACCAUUGAUAAAUGCGGUCCACUCUGUACAUUUAAUAUUUUAUUAGGAUGCAUAACAUUUGCUUAUGUUUCUUUAAAAGAAUACUCCAGUGCUUUUCAGUAUAAAAUCAUACCCAUCUACCACAUCUGAUUACCACAGAUAACAUUUUGAUUUUACCCUGUGCUGAGAAUGAGCAAUGGGGAAUUUUUACUUGAAAGGCACCAGGAAAAUCGAAGGACGGUCAACUCCAUCAAUAGACAUUUAGACGAAAAACACUUUUACUAAUUUUCUCGGUGAAAGGUGUUUAUAAAUGAAGCUCUAUAUGGAUGUCAGUUUUCUAUUUACAUAUGGGAUUACUUUUUAUUUUUAUUUUUGCCAGAUGGUAGAAUCACAAAUACUUUGAGAAGUCUUUAUGUAUUGCUUUAGCGUUUAAAAGGUGGAUAUGGUGUUUAAACAGUAUCUUGACCUGUGCACUUAGCAGUUUCAGCUAGCAUGAGGUGUUUCCUUCUGUGAGACCUAUUCCUAGAAGUCAUUUUUGAGAUAUAAGUAGAGAGGGUUAAGAUGUAUGUUUCCAAAAAACUAUGAUUGUUCACACACUUUCUUCUGGAAACAGACCAUGAGCUCAGGUUGGUCAUUCUUGUACACAAAGAUAGGAACAAUAAAAAAAUACUAUUUAAACACCACCACUGGAUAAAAAUAAAUAAGAACUUUCUCCUAUGUCAGUUUUAUGAUAUGUUUAUUGUCUAGAUAGAGUUUGAUUUUUAAUCUCAGGUUAUAGAAUCACAUAGUUUAAAUGUUUAUUGAUGGAACCGCCCUUAGACUUCUAUUAUAAGUCAGUAUGUAAUUUAUUGCUUUAUCUUACACGAUGUCUGUGGUAAUCACACAUAUGCAGCAGAUGCAGUGUAUGGAGUAUUCCUUUAAUACCAAGAAUACCAGUAAACUGUAUAGCUAAAGCCAUAAACGGCAAAAGUAUGCUUAAACUAAAACUACUAUACUGCAUUUAGAAUUUUGAUUUGACAAAUCGUUGCCUUGUGAAAAAAAUCCAACAGCACAAUAAGCCAAUGUAGUUACAUUCCUUGCAGUUGUGUUAUUGUCUCAAAACACUGAGCCUGGACUUUCUGACUGCUCUAACAGACAUUUAGGCACUGACACUAAAUUCCGUUAAAGCAAUCGGAUCAGCCGUCGCUGUUGGUCCGUGCUUUGCACUGCCUCUUCUUUUAUUGUCGUUAUCUACUGAGCAGUCCACCUCAUUCCUUAAAGUACAGGGAGAUACAAGCCGAGUGUACGAGUCUGAGGAAUCAAGGGCAAAACCCUUCCACAGUGUUUAGCAUCAAUUUUUAACUGGCGCUUGUACAACCUUAUACUCGAGUGUGUGCCCUCACGUAGACGGCAACAAAUUACAGUAUCACACAGUGACAGCACAACAACAAUGAUAUUGUUCCCCCCUGAAAUGUACAUACAGGCUCAUGCUGGCUGGCAAAGCAUUUUCUGAAGGAAGAGGCAGUCAAAAGCUGUUUGUUAAUAUUUUCAAAGCCCACAGUUCUCUCUCUCUCUCUCUCACUCCCUGUGUCUCUCUCUCUCUCUUUCUCUCCUCUUGCCUAUCUGACACCUUCAGCCAUGCAUGCAGACAUGAACUUAUGCACACUAUCUCACAUUCCCAAUUCUCUCCUGAUUUCGAUCGAGUCCUCCCUCGCACUCACCCCCCCUCCCCCUCGCACCCUCUCCAACCUCUCCGUUUCUCAGCUACAAUUCCACCUGAUGGAUUCUGCUCAGAAUAUAUCAACCUGUGGGAGAUGUACAGAGACGUGUGAACUGAAAUAUAUUUGAAUUCAUAGAGAUAUCCAAAAGGAUGGAGCGGCUGCUUUGUUGUCAUGAAAAUGCAUUCAUCUUUAUGCAAAGCACUUAUGGAGGUGUAUUAUCUAUUUUUUUAAAUCUAGCCUUGCCUCUUAUAUAACCAAAGUUGAAUUCAGAUCUGUUCUAUGUUUGGGACUCUUUUUUAGUUAUUUUAGAGAUACAGACCUAGUGAGGAUAGAUACACACUGAACACAGCAUAUUUACAUAAGCAGAUGUCUAUUUUAAGAAGUCAUGUCUACUUUUUUGACUGUUAGGCAUCUCCAGCCCUAAGAACCCAGAUUUCCUUGAUAUUCUUGUUUUUACACUCUGUGAUCCUUAAAGCAUCUAGUUAUAAAUGCUAGUUUUACCAACUCUCUCUUUUUCUGUCUCUCUCUCUCUAACUUUCCGUUUGUCCCUUUUUGAUAGCCAACAAGUCGUCCACCAGAUCUUUCCAUCCACCUGAUCCAAAACGCGUGAGUGGGUCAGCGCUGGACAGCUAAGCGCAGGGUUUCGUGUCACGUCACCUUUAGAGCUGCAUGUGACAAACCGUGUAAAUAUGUUUCCUCAGGAGUGAAUUGAUUGGGAGCAUCAGGACAGAGGUGAAUGAGCGUGAAUGGUUUAUACUGCCAGGUGUGGUGGAGAUCUUGUUGAGGCUGGAGAGCCAAUCACAGGGCUACGUGUUGCAUCACAUGUUGUAGACCUGCAUGUGACCUAACCUUGUAAAUACGCGCUCGCAAGAUAAUGAUGUCAUCAUGGCACGUUGCUCUGGGCUCCCUGCUGCGGCGAUAGCGACAAGCUCCUUACCAACCCACGAUGCAAUGCGCAUGACUCUCAUUGUACAUUCAGUCAACAGCCAAGAAUUACUAGUGAAGGAUCUGUGUGACCAUGGACGCUCGGCCGGCCUGCGUAGAUUGACCGAGCAGUUUAUAGAGUUAGAGUGGCUUGAAGAAAGAGGAGAAUUUCUUGUUCAGACAAAUUAGACAGCACAUUUUGAUUUGAUCAGCUGAUGUUUAGAUAUAGCUUUAUGUUCGAUGUUCGAAUCUGUUACUUCUGCAAAUAAUAUUGUCCAAUAAAACUCAACCAAGGUGAAGAGAUUUCGAAAAGCUUGUAUAGAUGAUACAACACACGAAUCUAGCACCAUAGAGUUCUGCCUUAUCCCAGAUAUCUCUCAACACAACUUAGAGAUAAUUUGGAUUACAAAUUGCCUUCCAGUGACGUUAUAGCUGUUGUACAAUUCUGCAUGGAACCUUUAAAGUUUGUCCCAAAGAGACAAGCCAAAGAAUUCAAAGAGAAUUUACGAUAUUUAUCCUUUUCAACCUUUUUUUUUUGUUUUUUUUUUCCUCCCGAAGUAAGUACAUAUAGUGCUUCAGCAAUUGCACUAAAAAAACUGCAGCGAUUAAAUUAUGAAAUUAUUCUCAACGUGAAUCAAACUUUCUAUAGCAAGUGUAUACACAUAGAGAUAUAUUUUACUAUACCAUAUAAUCUAUAGUAUGGUCCAAAAGUUAUUUUUGUUCUACUUAUUUUUAUUUAUUUUUUUUAUUACAAGACCAUAAAGUGAAGUUGAUGAUAAAAGAGAGGCAAAAAUGUAGUCAUUUGUAUUAUCAUGAAUGUAGUUAAUGAAGCGUCUGCUAAGUAUGCAAUGUCUGCACUUUUAAGAGUGAAAAAGGUUUGCGAACAGCUCUCGUACAAGAUGGUACUCGGUUAACUGUGAAGAGACUUUAGAUAAAGUUUUAUUUGAAUUUUAAGAGGAAGAGCAAAUAUAUUUAAACAUUAAAUCAACUCAAGGGGUGUGCAUUACACUGAUUUUUACAGUGGCGCAAUGUAAAGCCUUAAGUGGCUUAUUCAGUAAAAUCAUUUCAGUAAAAUUAUUACCGAUUCUUAAAAAACACAGAAAUCUUCCACAACAGGAAUAACAGACUAACAUUAGGGGAAUUCUCUGGACACAAAGUGUGACUAAUUCGGAUUUUAGCACCAAACCGAUCCAUUUUAUUUAGUUAAUUUUUGCACUGAGACUUUUUUUUUUUUUUGCUAAUUUGACAAGCUGUGAAUUAAAAGCAGAUUUUCUUAAUAGACUCAGACUUUUGGACCACACUGUACAUGGUGUACUAGUCAGUGAGGCAUUUUUCCACCAGUCAUUCCAAAGGGACAGAAUAAUUCACAAAGGACGCUAUUGCCUGACUGCUCCCCGCUUCACUCUCCAUGGUAACAAGCCAGACCAAACGCUGCAUGCUGGAAAAGAUCUCUUUCAAUCAGCUGAUCGUUUUACUCGCUCUAUCAUAUCAUAUGCCUCAAAGCCCCUCUGUCAUCACACCCUCACAGACACAAACCCGAGUCAGCUCGGAAAUUCUCCUCACAAGCACAGCGAGACGCUCGCACCAGAAACGCCUGGUGCAAAUUGGUUUUGCUUGUUGAUAUCCACAUGGACUUUUGUUGACGUCCUAUGCACAGCUCUGUGGGCUGACGUUUCUGUGUGUUGUGUCAUCUCUCGGGCUUCGUCACAAACAGCGAGUCUGGAUGCUGAGAUGCACCUGGUGUACCAAACACCGCGCAGGAAGUGUAUAAUAUCAUUAUCCAGAAAUAUCCACAUGCUCCUUUUGUUCAUGUGGGUUGAAGGCAACACUUGCCUUUCUUUUAUGCAUGAUGCUUUGUUUUUCGGAAAAAAACGUGCAUCCCAAAUAAAAAAAAAAAACCCUGACGUGUUUGUGUUACCCUUCUUUAGGUGCUGCUUUGGUAAAUUUGGGACCCUCCAAUUUUCGGUUUCCACUGUUUGAAUUUGUUUCUUUGGUAAACCAUCAGUCGUUCUUCUGGGUUUUUCUACAUUCUUAACAUUUUUGUAAGCAGCAAUAUGAGAUGUGAUGGAAAUGGAAUUAUGUGCAAUGUUUAAAUAAAAAACA